Molecule: messenger RNA, 2873 nt
Organism: Pieris brassicae (large cabbage white)
Lineage: Eukaryota; Metazoa; Arthropoda; Insecta; Lepidoptera; Pieridae
Gene: qless
Product: all trans-polyprenyl-diphosphate synthase PDSS1
Exons: 8
Coding region: 96-1352 (418 amino acids)
Biological process (GO): isoprenoid biosynthetic process; ubiquinone biosynthetic process
Cellular component (GO): transferase complex; mitochondrion
Molecular function (GO): prenyltransferase activity
Source: RefSeq, a predicted model, not a curated record
UAAGUUACAAGGAGGGAGUAAAAGGCCGAGUGCUUGUUUGAUAGCAAGAUAUGUAGGUAGUUCAUGUCUUCAAACGUUUCGUUGCAGUUGUAGUUAUGGCGUGUUUAAGUUCUAGUAGGCUCUGUGCUCGUGUUCAGGAUAAGUUUAUGUGUCAAUUCGGGCCUAAAGUUCGAAGGCAGACUGUAUUUGUGAAACUUAAACCUCCCGGACCAACACCAUUGCGGAUAUUUGGAAAGACAUGUCAGCGAGUAACCACAUGUGGGCCAGCAUGUGGGUCCUCCGGGGCGCUUGCGUCAGGUGCGAUGCGACGCCUGGCGUCCAGCAUGCAAAGUACAAGCACGGGCUCCUUGCCAGACUACGGUGCUCAGAUUGUUGACCCCUACCGCCUCCUCGAAGACGAUCUUAAUGGAAUAUAUGAAGAUAUACGAUCGGAGUUGGAGCGCAACACAAAUCAACCAGAAUUAAACACCAUUGCUACGUAUUAUUUCGACGGUCAGGGAAAAGCUCUGAGGCCAAUGGUUGCCAUACUUAUGGCAAAAGCUGUCAACUACCAUGUUUAUGGUGAAAACAGUGCACUGCUGCCAUCUCAGCGACAGGUGGCCAUGAUCAGCGAGAUGAUCCACUCAGCCUCGCUGAUCCACGAUGACGUCAUCGACCAGAGUGACUUCCGCCGCGGUAAACCCUCCGUCAACGUGCUCUGGAAUCACAAGAAGGUUGCAAUGGCUGGCGACUUCAUCCUCGCUGUGGCAUCGAUGAUGAUAGCUCGUCUGCGCAGUGAUGAAGUUACGUUGGUGCUCAGCCAGGUGGUGACUGACUUAGUUCAAGGUGAAUUCAUGCAGCUCGGCAGCAAAGAGACAGAAAACGAGAGAUUCUCACACUACCUUACCAAGAAUUACAGGAAAACGGCGUCUCUCAUCGCCAACUCGGUCAAAGCGGUUGCGCUGCUGAGCGGCGCGAACGAAAGCACAUGCGAGCUUGCGUUCCAAUAUGGACGCAAUGUCGGUCUCUCUUUUCAACUGGUUGAUGAUUUACUGGACUUCGUGUCUUCAGCGCAAGCGAUGGGAAAGCCCACUGCUACUGACCUUAAACUUGGCUUAGCCACAGCGCCGGUGCUUUUCGCGUGUGAAAAGUAUCCCGAACUGAAUCCAAUGAUAAUGAGGCGGUUCCAAGAGGCCGGAGACGUUGAGAAAGCGUUCGAACUGGUCCACAAAUCGCGUGGCCUCGAACAGACCCGAUUCCUCGCCCGCAAACACGGCUUAGAGGCCGCACGUCUAGCCUCGGAACUCGCGGACUCGCCCUACCAAAAAGGCCUAGUUGUUACCACCGACCUCGUGCUUAAUAGGAUCAAAUAGUGGGACUUAAAGAUAAGUGUAGUAUAGGGAACUUGGUGAAGAUGCCCGAGGAACAUUUGCGGUACAAAUGUACCGAACCCUAAGCCGGCAAUUUAAGAGUUAGCUUCUGUUUCAUGGAAAAGUGAUGAUUUUUUUUUUUUACUAUAAGCUAUAAGCUUUAUUGUGUUAUGAAAUGUAGUUUAGAAAUAGGGGUUUAUUUAAAGGAUUGUCACCGUUAUAUGAAUGCCGAAAAAACUUUUACCGUUGUUAUUACGAUAUUGUAAGGUAUUUUCAAAUAUUGAUUUCAAUCUGCAUUAUUCCUCGGGCAACUUUACAGAACCGUAGAAUUAUGUUAUUUAGAAAGGCAUCCACAGUUCUCUUGAAGACGGAACUUAAAGACCUGAUAAGAUCGAUUCGAUUUAAGAUCAGUUUUUAAUUGCGACACGUUUGUUGACUUGGUCUGAAGUCUAUCACUGACAUCGCUAGACUCCUUUACCUUUGUUCAUUGACAUUUUACCUUUUUAGUUAAAGGUUCGAAUGAAAAGAAUUCUGGAUACCUUUUUUGUGAAGGUGACGAGAAAUUAUUGAUAAUAGAUUAUAUUCGAGAAUGUGUGAUUGAUGAUUGAAUGUGUACCAAUAUAUCGAGUGUGUGACAGUAUAUGAUUAUUUCGAUUUGCGCCAUCUAGUGUCGAAUUCACGUUUCAAACCACAGAUUAUACAAAGUUUUAUUAGAUUGCUUUCGAAAAUAUAGACUAUCCUUUCUGUGACCUGAUUUAUAUUAAGUUCUCUCUUGUUAUCGCUAAGGCGUAUUCAUAAAGGUUAAUUGUUGUGUAUAACACUGUCCCGAGCCUACAAUUGAGGGUUGUUUGUCGCCAAAUAUCGGUAUAAUCAUUGUAUGAUGCUCAACUUUUCUUAUCAUUUGCGAAAUAGGCUAUUUUAGUUAACUUUGAUGUAUAUAGAUAUAUUUAGUACUCUUUAUGACGUGCAAUGACAUUUGAACUCUUACUGUAUCACAAAAUUGUUUUCUAGGUGUUUUCUGUAUACUGGGAAUGAUUGGAGUUACCCAUUCGUAUAUUCAGAACCGAUUACCUCAAUUUCUUCAUAUACACGUAAAUAAGAGGCGUAUAUGUAUUACUUUUAGUAUUACUGUUAUAUUUUUGCACAAUUAAGAGUUUUAGUACAGUUAAAAUUGUUAGUAUUGUAAAUAAUGUAUGAAAUAACGUUGGUAAAUGUGCACGUAGCACAAACUAUACUUAACAAAAAUACAUAUAGUCAUAAUGUUAUAUGUUUGGAGCUCGACGACCGAUUGUCAUCGCAUAUUUUAUCGCUUUAAUUUAUACGCCCAUAUGAUAUUUCUUAUUGUAGCGAUAUUGUAUGUAAUCGCUGAGGUCGUUGUGUCAUGGGGUGUUGUAUACAUAUAUAAAGGGAGACGAUGAUUUUUAUUUAUAUUAUGUAUGUAGUCAUGUAUGUAGCUCAUAUUGUUUGUAAAUACUUGAUGUGUAAAGUGCUAAAUCAUGAAUAAUUUUAUAAAUAAUAGUUACA